This is a messenger RNA of Gopherus flavomarginatus (Mexican gopher tortoise), 1494 nucleotides long. Its product is annotated as phosphate carrier protein, mitochondrial-like. Bases 1 to 1494 code for a protein of 497 amino acids. NCBI's taxonomy places the organism in Eukaryota, Metazoa, Chordata, Testudines, Testudinidae. Gene Ontology annotation, cellular component: mitochondrial inner membrane. The record is from RefSeq and is a predicted model, not a curated record. The transcript has 2 exons. Gene Ontology annotation, molecular function: phosphate transmembrane transporter activity. Gene Ontology annotation, biological process: mitochondrial phosphate ion transmembrane transport.
AUGAAAUGUGCUGAUGAGCUACCUGGGCUGGAUGUUGCACCUACAAAGUCCAUGAGCACGACGUGGAAACGGAAAAAGAAAAAUAACUGCGGCACUGAACAUAAAAUGCACUCCUCUGACAAUGUGGCCCCCUCUCCUCUACGGCCAGUGGUAGACCAACAGGCACUGGCAGUUGGAACGAGCCUGAGGCAGGAGGCCACGACAACGGCCCCAGAGACGUGCGGCCCCCCCACACCACAGGAGAUGGCAGCAGGGCCCCUCCACACCCCAGAGAUGGCCCCGCCCCCAGGGGACCCGGAGGGGUGCAGGCCCCAGAGCGGCUGGGAGACGGGCAGCGGCCCAGCCUCCCCUCAGCAUCCAGCCCGGCUGUGGGCAGCCGUUUUCCCCACGCUCUGCAGCCUGGGGAGGAGUGACAGCAGCGCCGCCCUCCCUCAGCGCAGUGACCUCAGCAGCCAGGAGGAGGUGGAUCUAGGGGCCCCAGAGAGGAGCGACAGCAGCACUGCCCCUCGUCCUGAGCACCGGUUCCGGCUGUGGGCGGCCGCCUUACCUGCCCUCUGGGGCGAGGAGGAAUACAGCUGCGAGCAUGGUUCUGCGAAGUAUCUGGCCCUGUGCGGCCUGGGUGGCGUGGUGAGCUGCGGCCUGACCCACACGGCUGUGGUGCCGCUGGACCUGGUGAAGUGCCGUAUGCAGGCACAGCCCAGUCGCUACCGGAGCGUGCUGCAGGGCUUUGCUCUCACCGUGGAAGAGGAGGGGAUGCGUGGCCUGGCCAAGGGAUGGGCCCCCACCUGCGUGGGCUACUCCCUGCAGGGCCUCUGCAAGUUUGGCUUAUAUGAAGUCUUCAAGCUGCGCUAUGCUGACAUGUUGGGACCUGAGCGAGCUUACCUGUGGCGGACCAGCCUCUAUCUGGCCGCCUCAGCCACUGCCGAGUUCUUUGCUGACAUUGCUCUGUCCCCCAUGGAGGCAGCCAAGGUGCGAAUCCAGACGCAGCCAGGCUACGCCAACACAUUACGGGUGACUGUCCCCAAGAUGUACCGUGAGGAGGGGCUCUGGGCCUUCUACAAGGGGGUGUGUCCCCUCUGGAUGCGCCAGAUCCCCUACACCAUGAUGAAGUUUGCCUGCUUUGAACGCACCUUGGAGGCCCUCUAUGCCUAUGUGGUGCCCAAGCCACGCAGUGAAUGCUCCAAGCCUGAGCAGCUUGGCGUCACCUUUGUUGCUGGCUAUAUAGCUGGUAUCUUCUGUGCUAUAGUCUCCCACCCAGCUGACUCUGUGGUGUCUGUGCUCAACAAGGAGAAGGGCAGCAGCGCUCUGGAAGUCCUCAAGAAGCUGGGCUUCAUAGGCGUGUGGAAGGGCCUCUUUCCCCGCAUCCUCAUGAUUGGCACUCUCACAGCCCUGCAGUGGUUCAUUUAUGAUUCAGUCAAGGUCUAUUUCAGGCUCCCUCGGCCUCCACCACCAGAGAUGCCUGCAUCGCUGAAAGAGGGUUUUUUCUUUAAGUAG